UCGACUUUUGUAGUCUGUACAACUUACUGUACCAGCUCGGCGUAAAUGGAAUAAAUAACCAAAUUACGCGACUACGACGACGACCACUUUAUUCUCUCUUUAAACUACUUUACAGUUUACACGACGACUACAUGUAGACAGCACUCGACAACAACAAUAACAACAGGUGUGUCGUCCUGGCGGCGUCAAAGUUGAGUACCCGAGUACUUGAACGCGUGGAUUUAAGAAUAGUUUUUAGAUUUAAUCUAAAGGGAACACAAGGGGUAGGGGAGGGGGCUCGUAGAGCGACAUGACCAUGUCGAUAAUUCCCACCCACCGGCGCCGUGAUGACGACCGUCCGUAAUGGGAUACAUGCCGAGUCGGAGUGUGCGUGUAGCUAAAAUAUCAUCUACCGCGACAACUACAACGCGGUAUUAACAUUAAGGUAAGUCGUUGUACACGUCACGGGACUACCGACGGUAAAACAAAAAAAAAAGUUGAACGAAAAGUGAAAACAACCUCCACCGUCGUUUAUGACUUGAUAAGAAAACGCCGCUACGUGUGAUAACCGCCGCCGUAGGAGAGUUUCGGCGUUUCACAAUUCUUUGGACUAUUUACAUCAUCAUUGUUAUCGGACCGGUGGCCGGGCCAACGGGAACGGUUGAUUAGCGCGCGCACUGAGCCCAUUGGCCCGUGGCCGCGAUACAGCGUCGGGAAAUCCGACUAUCCGAGCGGCCGGGUGAUAACGGGACGGCGGCGAACUGCGAACGCCGAACACCACUCGUGCGCGGCUUACCGCUGUGUGUGCGUACACAGUACACACCACCGACCGCCACCUCCGCCAUCACGCGCACUCGGUGAUAAAUGACGAAAUAAUCGACAGACAAGCCAACAGCAGACCAACCGUACCUCGCCGGACAGCCGACGGAGACACCGUGACAGUGCCGUCUCGUUUGUCGUCGCGGAUGAAACUUCAAAAAUUUGUCGAGUGAACGAAUCGACGACCAUCGCCGUUGCAGUAAUAAUUGACCACCGCACACACCGGCGAUCGCGACGCUAUCAUCGCACAGCAGUCAGUGGUCGUACGCGUAGAGUAGUAGUAAUAGUACACGGUGUUGUACCAUAGUGAGCAUUCGACAGUCGCUGUAAUAGUGUCGACGGUGGCAGCUGUUGAGUGUUCAUGUGUACGUGUUGAGCGUGUGUGACGUCGCGUAACCGUAACGACGACGACGACCCCGCAAACCGGCCCGCCGGACACGGCAAAGUCGGGCGCAAACUACUGUCGUUGGUGUUACGUAGCUACCUGUCGACGUCUAGCAGCGGCGGACGCGCAGUAGUUGCUCGACGACGGCGACGGACGACUCAGCCGUGACGAUGACCCUGCAGGCCAUCAAGUACGAAAACGGCACGUUGGAAGUGCUGGAUCAACUGCUGUUGCCCAAAGAGUCCAAGUACAUACCCAUUUUGGGUGUCGAGGACGGAUGGAAGGUCAUCAACAAAAUGCAGGUACGUGGUGCUCCAGCUAUUGCCAUUGUUGGAUGUUUAAGUUUGGCUGUAGAAAUAUCAAAAGAAGAGUUUGAAAAAAAAAAGGCUCUUCGAAGAGAAGUUGAAGGUAAACUAAAUUAUUUAAUAUCUGCUCGGCCAACUGCUGUAAAUAUGAAACAGGCUGCAGACCAUUUGAUAUCUUAUAUAAACUCUUUGGAUAAUGAUGAAUCAAUUUCAGCACAAGAAAUGCAAGCUAGGUUUGUAGCAGCUAUAGAAGCAAUGUUAGAAAAAGAUAUAUCAGAUAAUAGAUCAAUAGGAGAAUUUGGAGCUAAAGCAAUUUUAAACAAUGUUACGGAUGGUGAACAAGUUCGUAUUUUAACGCACUGCAACACUGGUUCAUUAGCUACAGCAUAUUUUGGUACUGCAUUAGGUGUUGUACGUUGUCUACACUCUGCUUCAAGACUGGAAAAUUGUUAUUUCACGGAAACAAGGCCUUAUAAUCAAGGCGCUAGAUUAACUGCCUAUGAAUUAGUACAUGAUAAGAUACCAUCAACUCUGGUCUGUGAUAGUACUGUUGCUUAUUUAAUGAAGACUGCUCAGAUAAAUGCUGUUGUUGUUGGUGCUGAUAGGGUGGCAGCCAAUGGAGAUACUGCUAACAAAAUUGGGACUUAUCAAAUUGCUGUAGUCGCCAAGCACCACGAAGUUCCAUUUUAUGUUGCUGCUCCUUUAACUUCAAUUGAUUUUAGUGUAAACACAGGUGAUAAUAUAGUAAUCGAGGAGAGGCCUCAAGUGGAAAUGACUCAUAUAAAUAAUUUAAGAAUAGCUUCUCCAGGUGUAACUUGUUGGAAUCCAGCAUUUGAUGUAACACCAGCUCGACUGAUAACUGGAAUAAUCACUGAAAAGGGUGUUUUCCGACCGUCUGAACUCUCAACACUCCAGUCUCAAUUGCAAGAUCAUAAAAACUCACUUCCCCAACUGUAAUACAUACCUAAAUAUUAUAUCAUUGCACAAACGCAUUGUACAACUUUUUUAUGAAAAAAAUAAUAUUAGGCUAUUUUUUAUUAUAUAUAUGUAUGCAAAAGCUACAUUCCUAAGCCAGCGACAUCAAUUUUUAUUUAUGUAUAAAUGUAUAAUCAUAAUAUUAUUGUCUGUUAUAAAUAUUUUUAAUAUUAUAUGGAAAUAAUUCCAUAAGCAAAAAAUGCAUAAGUACAUUUAAAAUAGACCAAUUAUUACUUAUAUAU
This is a messenger RNA of Melanaphis sacchari, 2705 nucleotides long. RefSeq names its product methylthioribose-1-phosphate isomerase. The record is from RefSeq and is a predicted model, not a curated record. The coding region runs from base 1354 to 2445 and encodes 363 amino acids. The transcript is spliced from 6 exons. Lineage: Eukaryota; Metazoa; Arthropoda; Insecta; Hemiptera; Aphididae. Gene Ontology annotation, molecular function: S-methyl-5-thioribose-1-phosphate isomerase activity.